Podarcis lilfordi (Lilford's wall lizard) is the source of this 8493-nucleotide messenger RNA. Lineage: Eukaryota; Metazoa; Chordata; Lepidosauria; Squamata; Lacertidae. The record is from the annotation of a GenBank genome assembly.
GGAAAGGGGGCGGCCGCGCGGGCGGAACGUGUGAAUGCGAAAGCGAAAGUGACGGUGCGGAGCUGAGCUGCUUGCAGGAAGGGGCGAUCGGCGAGGCUGUUUUCCGCUUCUUCUGUUCGGAUUCUUUCCCUCCCUGCCUGAACAAGACCCCCCAACAACGCCACGAUGGCCAAAUCCUGCACCAUCCAAGUCAGCAAGGAGUCCCGUGAAAAGGUGCGGAGUUUGGGGGGGGAGGGGAAACUGGGUGUAAAUCGGAGAGAGAAGGCUGGCAGGGGGUCAAAUGGAAGGUGCUCUAAAAAUAGGGUGCGGGGACUAAGGUUCUUGCCCGGAUCUGGUGGCUUCUGAGAAACGAGAGUGCCUCUGAGCAUGUGCUGAGGGUUAGUUAUAACUAAGCAGCCCGUUCCUCCCACCACCACCUCAUUGCUCGUUUUCAGGCACGGACCAACCGGGGGAACCGACCUGCAAUUCCUACAAAUGCAUUUAUUUGCUUCGAUUCUAUGCCACCCUUUUCUCCCAGGAGCUCAAGGUGGUCUCUGUGGUUCUUCUCCCCCUCCUCGUUUAAUCCCCCCACAACAACCUUUGCAAGGUAGGUAGGUAGGUUAGGCAGUGACUGGCGCAAGGCCACAUCCAGUGGCUGAGCAGGGAUUCGAACCCAGCUCUGACAGGUUCUCGUUUGACACUUAACCACUAGGCCACACUCCCUCUCUCUUAUCCCAGAUUUGGAGGGGCCCUCUGCUUACUGCUGGGCGGAAAGGCACUCUGCACAUGCUUGGGGGCGUCUUCAGUUAUAUUCCCCACCUGAGGGCAAAAAGCAGGCUCUGAAAGGGGGGAGAAUAGGUCAGGAAGGUGUUUUCCCACCCCAGAAUGGUCUGUGGGGACUUACUCCUAGGAAAACAAGACAUAGGGGUGCAUUGCUGUUGAAGCUGGUGUGGUUAGCUUUCAAAUCAGCAGGGUGAGGACCGCAGGCUUAUUUCCAUUAUUUUCAGCUUAUGAGUCAGUUAUAAUUUAUAGCUAUGUUGCCAGAGACCUGAUAGCUGAGUUGGUAGAGCACGAGAUUUAUAAUCUCAGGGUUGUGGGUCCGAGACACACAUUGGACAAAAGAUUCACACAUUGCAGACCCAUGGGGGUCCCUUGCAAAUAUACAAUUCUGUGUGCCUCCUGGGACCUAUAGGAAUCCAGUUAUAGGAGAGGAAUCUAUUUGUUGCAAGGGUGGGUGUAACUCUACUGGCACCAUAAUAAUAAUAAUAAUAAAUUUAUUAUUUAUAUCCCGCCCAUCUUGCUGGGUUUCCUCAGCCACUCUGGGCGGCUUCCAGCAAAAUAUUAAAAUGCAAUAAUCUAUUAAACAUUAAAAGCUUCCCUGAACAGGGCUGCCUUCAGAUGUCUUCUAAAAGUCUGGUGGUUGUUUUUCUCUUUGACAUCUGGUGGGCGGCGUUCCUGUCCUUCGUAUUUUAUUUCAGCCUCCACCCCGCUACAGAAAUCCCCUGUUUUUUCUUAGAGGGACGUGUCUGCACUUCUGCUAAUUAUUUACCUCAGGCGUGGCUAAGGGUGGCUUUCAGCCUCGAGGGCCAGAUUCCAAAAUGUUCAGGGGCCACAUGGCGAAAAUGGGUCUGGCCACACAUAAAAAAGACCCUCUCACAUAAUAGUAAUUAUUUUUAUUUUUGUUUUGUUUUAUUUAUACCCCACCCAUCUGGCUAGGUUUCCAUGCACAAAGGCAAACAGCCCCUUUGAUGAUCUGUGCAGGGGGAAUCUCUUUUGGAAAAUCCGCCACGUCUACUUAUAAUUCCGCUCCCCUUUUCGUUGAUGCCCAAAUCUUGGAUCUUGGGGAACGGCAGAAAAGGGAACCCACUCGGUGGCGGAUCAGAGAGGGUUAGCCGCACCUGAUUUACAUAGACUGCUAUUUUAUUUGGGCUACGUAUACACCAUAAAAUAAAAUCAUAUUAAGACACCCCGCUCCUCAAGAAUCCUGGGAAAUGAAGUUUGUUAAGGGUGCUGGGAAUUAUAGCUCAGUGGGUGGUGGUGGUGUGAACUACAAUUCCCAAGUUUCUUGGAGGUACAGUAUAUGGUUUAAAUGAAUGUGUGUUUUUUAAAAAAAGCCUGCACGGAACAUGUUGAAGUCAAUAUUAAAACAUGUUUGGACUAAUAAUAAUAAUAAUAAUAAUUUUUAUUUAUACCCCGCCCUCCCCAGCCAAGGGCCCUCCUCAGGGCGGCUAUAUCUGUAUAGAUGGGGUCUAUUCACUGCUUUGUGGAAUUUUUCUGGCAGGAUUCCUAAAAUAUGACGGACUUUUUUUAUCCAGGGAAACAUUGCUAUUCCAGAGAACAUGUGUGUUAUGUGCUGCUGUUCUGUAACAUUCGUGCUGAGCCCCAGAAGCGGCCACAUUUCACAAUCUCUCUUUCUCUCCCUUAGAUGGCUGUUUUCAGAGCGUCCCUUUUGCAAGAGGUAAACCUCUUUCGCUUUAUAAUCCCGCCCCUCAAAUCUCUCCAAAUACCCCUCUCCCAAAAGGUAAUUUGUUUCUUUUAAUUCCCCCCCGCCCCCCCGCUCAUCUUGCAGGGCGAAGAAUUUCUCUGCUCGUUUUUGCCCAGGAAAAUACUGCAAUUGGAUCAGUUCGUGAAGGUAAGAGAACACCAGCAGGACCCCUCAGGAUGGCCAGAUCCUUUUUCGGAGACGAAUUUAUAUAACUCCCCCUUCUCUCUCCCUUUAUCUUUUUUUUUUUUAAAACAUUUUUUAUUGAUUUUAACAUAUAAAUUAUAAAAUGUACCACAAAACUUAUCACUUAUACAAUCUUUUUGGACUUCCAUCAGCACCUCUGAUGAUCCACCGUUUUAACCACUUCUUAUGCAUUUCUUAACUUUAUAUUGCCUUUACAUCUCUUAACAAAUCAUCCUCCCCCUUCUCCAUUUUUGCAAUACUUCCAAUAAUACUCCUCACAAAACUUCUUGCAAACCUACAAAAGUCGUCUGAUCUUCACAAAUACUUUUCAAAUAGUCUGUAAAUUUACUCCAGUCUUCCGUGAAUGUCUGGUCCCGCCGGUUUUGAAUCCUUCCUGUUAGUUUAUCUAAUUCUGCAUAGUCCAUUAACUUCAUCCUCCAUUCUUCAAUCGUCGGUAAUGCUUCUUGCUUCCAUUUUUGGGCCAGUAAUAUUCUUGCUGUUGUUAUUGCAUAUAAAAAGAGCUUAUAUUCCUUUCUAUUUAUAUCACUCCCAACAAUGCCCAGUAAAAAUGCUUCUGGUUUCUUUAUAAAUGUAUAUUUCAACAUUUUUUUCAUCUCAUUAUAUAUCAUCUUCCAGAAGCAUUUCACCUUUUUACAUUUCCACCACAUGUGAUAAAAUGUUCCCUCUUUUUCUUUACAUUUCCAACAUUUAUUACUGACUUUAUACAUUUUCGCUAACUUCUCUCUCCCUUUAUCUUGAUCCCUGUCUCCUUAUUUAUUUUCUUGCUUACAUUUGCACUUAAAAAGUUAUAUUUACACCCCACCCCGUCCAUGUUUUUUCUCCUUUCCUCAUUUUAACCUCACAACACCCCUGUGAGGUAGGCCACAGUGAGAGUCUGUGUCUGGUCCAAGGUCGUCCAGUGAGCUUCAUAGUUGUGUGAGGACUUGAAGCCCAAACUCCCAGGUCCUGAUGCAAUAUUUGAGCCACACAGACUUUUUUCCUGUUUCCCUUUCUUUCUCUAAAACCAAUUCCUUCCUUCCUAUUCCCCUCAGAGAACUACAAGUCCCAGAGUUCCUUGGGGAGAGGGAUCAAUGGUUAAACCCCUCUGCAAAUUCCAGCUCUGGAUCGCCAAACAACUCAGCAGCGCCCUUAAUAAACUACAGCUCCCGUAAUUUCUCUGGGGUGAAACCACGACUCUGGGGUGAAACAGACGCUGCUUCAGAUCUGUAAUGUAGAUUAGGCCCCAGAGAGCAGUUAUGGGGCCUUCCCAAGUCCUAGUCCGGUGCUCCAACCACUAUACCACACUGCCUUUGCAUAGCUGCCCUGUAACCAUAGUUCUCUUUUCAGGAAGGGGCGCUGAACGUUAAAGAUUUGACCACCCUCCAUGCCCCGCUGGACAUCCCCAUUCCAGACCCCCCUCCCAAAGAUGAUGAGGUGAGUUGUUUGAGGGGUCUUCUUCUCUAACCCCCCCCCAAGAAAACCCAAGAUGCACCUGCAAGGAUAAGGAUCAGGGCCGCAUUUAGGUUUGAUGAGGCCCUCAGCUACUGAAGGCAAUGGGGCCCUUUAUAUGUCCAGCUGUCCUUUGUCAACAACAAAUUGUCGCUGUUUUUGGGGUUGAAUAUAUGCUAUAUGGUCAUUUAUGGACCGAAUAGGUAUCUAAAGCCAUUUGCACAUAAUAGGAGCCUACACAACACAAAACACUGUUGCUGUAUGUAGGUUUUAUUUUAUUUGGUUUUUUAUCUUAUAUUUUGGAAAUGUACAUCCAGGGGUUUUUUUCCCUUUAAAUUUUUUUUGGGCCCACAAGAGAGUGGGGCCGUAAGCUAUAGCUUGUUUAGCUUAUACGUAAAUCCAGCACUGAUAAGGAUGUAAUAGCAUUUGCUGGUGUUUGUUUUUGUCAUACAGAUGGAGACAGAAAAGGAGAAGGACAAGGAAGGUGAGAGAGGGGUCCUCCGUCGGAAGGAAGGGAAAUAAGAUUUUGGGAUGAGCGCAGAUAAUAUUCCAUUGCAUUUUGGGGACUGACUUUCACUUUCUGCCCCCUGCAGCUCCAAAAUGCGGUUACCUUAAGGCCAACGAAGCAAUCAUUUCGCUUUUGGAUCGCGUCAAACCCGAAGUCCGGGAGUUCAAAGAGAAAUGCAUACUGGUAAAUAUUUUUUCCCCUUUUCCUUUUUUACGACAUGCACGACGCAGAAAGCGCGGUCCUAGCGACGAGCGGAAAUUAAAACGUAAAAAGCGAAACUCUAAAAUCACGUCGGUUCGGGAAAGCUUGUAAAAAGACGAAAUUUUAAAAAAACACCUGUGUUUACCUGUGGCUUAAGCAACGGAAAGCCCAGAUCGUCAAAGGAAGGGAAAAGGUGAAGAUAAAAAUUGCCUUCAGAUAGAAUAUCAGCGUUAUUUGGUUGCCACGGCUAGUCAAGAUUUGCAAGGCUUGUCUUGGGGAAGGUAUGCGUAACGAAGGAAGGGCCAAAUUGUAUAAAAAGUGCCUGGAGGCUGUAGUCUGUUAAAAAUCUUAUAUUAUGUGUGGUUUUUCUCAGGGGUGCAUCUGGGCUAGCUGGCAAAAAUGAGCCCUUCGCUCGAUGCUCCCUCAGUUUUCUUUCUCCACGUUCCCCUCAGGUGACAACCUGGAUUCAAUACAUGAUUCCCAAAAUCGAGGACGGCAACGAUUUUGGCGUAGCGGUUCAGGUAAGAGGAAGCAAGGCGCUCAGAGAAUGUGCCCCUCGCCUGGCGCCGAUCCACAGCCUGCCCCCUCAUCGAACACAGCAAGGCAACCAAACUACCACUGACAAUUAUGUCCCUAGACAUCCUCAAAGCCUUCGAUUGCAUAGAAUGGCAAUACCUAUUAGCAGUACUAACUAGCAUGAAAUUUGGCCCCAACUUCCUACAAAUCCUCAGACAAAUAUACUCCCAAGCCUCAGCAAAAUGCAGAACUAACGAUAUGGACUAUAGCGAUCCAAAGAGGCACAAAACAAGGGUGCCCACUGUCUCCCUUCUUAUUUAUCCUGGUUCUGGAACCCUUAGCAAUCCGAAUCCGAGCAGCCACAGACAUCAAGGGAGUGGAAAUAAAAGGCAGAACCUAUAAAUUAGGGCUCUUUGCAGACGACCUAAUGGUCACAACACCAGACCCCAUAAGCACAGCAACCUCCCUAACCGGAGAACUCAACACAUUUGCAAUGGUGUCAGGCCUGCAGGUAAAUUUUGCAAAGUCAGAAGCUAUGUGCUUCAACACCCCUCCUCACACCCCAAAAGAAUUCACUAAUGUCACCAAGAUAAAACUUUGCCACACCAAGUUCAGAUACCUAGGGGUACAAAUAACCAGAAACCUCAAUAAACUAUACCUCCACAACUACAAGCCCCUGUGGCGACAAAUAAACAAAGACCUAAAAAGAUGGAACAACAUGAAUUUCACUCUCUCAGACAAAAUAGUCACGAUCAAAAUGAUCACAGCCCGCCCCUUGCCACCCCAAAAGCACAACUCGUCUUGUUUCUUUCCUCUUGACAGGAGAAGGUUCUGGAACGGAUCACAGCCCUGAAGACCAAGGCAGAGGCUUUCCAGACCACUAUUGCCAAGUAAGAGGAAAGGAUGAGAGGGUAACCACAGGGUAUUCUGGGUAAUUUGUCCUCAGGACCGUUCUGCGUAUUAGCACUUUGUUCUGGAGCACUUUUUGUUUCAUUUCACUUUUAGUCUGUUCUGGGUGACAGUCUAGCAGUAGAGCAGGUAACACGGAUUCUGACCAUUGGCAUCAUUCUUCAUUCCAGGUAUUUUUUAGAGCGUGGAGAUGCCGUCGCAAAGGCUUCCAAGGAUACCCAUGUGGUGAGUAACAGAAUAACAGAAGUCCUUCCACUCUGACUUUGGGGGAUCAGUUGAGGAGCGUCAUAGAGUUAAUAGAAUUGUAGAGUUGGAAGGGACCCUGCGGAUCAUUUAGUCCAACCCCCUGCAAUGAAGGAAUAUGCAUCCGUCCCGUAUGGGGAUUAAACCUGCAACCCUGGCAUUAUCAGCACCAUGCUCUAACCUGUUGGAAUUUUUAAGGCAACCAAAACUCCUUUCCUUGGGUCCAAGUACCGGGCCCCUUUUUUUAGCAGAUUAACACACAGCUUCCAAGCAUGUAGGAGUCCCAAGUCUUGCAUGGAGUAUAGAAAUCAAUCGCAGGAAGUGUUUUGGUACAACAGCAUAGCUGUCAACUUUUCCAUUUUCUUGCGAGGAAUCCUAUUCAGAAUAAGGGAAUUUCCCUUUUAAAAAAGGGAAACGUUGACAGCUAUGUAUAAUAAUAAUAAUAAUAAUAAUAAUAAUAAUAAUAAUAAUUUAUUAUUUAUAUCCCACCCAUCUGGCUGAGUUUCCCCAGCCACUCUGGGCGGCUCCCAAUCAAGUGUUAAAAACAGUACAGCGUUACAUAUUUAAAACUUCCCUGAACAGGGCUGCCUUAAGAUGUCUUCUGAAUGUCAGGUAGUCUUUACAACAGAAGUCUUUACUGUCGUUCUUAAGCAUCACGGUUACAAACUCUACAUGCAUUUAUCAGAUCCCUGAUGGAGGUUCAGCUUCAUCUUAACACUCUGGGCCUGACCCUAAAAGCUGCCAAACCAGUCUCUUUACAUCUUCCCACUGUGAUAGCAGAGCUAAACAUCUCUCUGUCCAGCCUGGAAGCAGCACAUGUGUAGAAAUCAUUCUUCAGAGUGGCCUUGUACCUGCUGUAAACAACUUAGCUUCUCGCAGCUUCACAUAUUGUUGUUUCUGAGAAUGAAUGACUCUCACCCAACAUAACCUGCUGAGCUCUCCAGGCUGAGUGAUUUAAGCCUUCCUUUAGGCUUUCUCGAAAGCAUUCAAGCUCAAGAACUCGAUCUUGGCCAGGAGAAACUUUUUAACGUCCUUGAAAUGGUGUCCCUGGUUGUGAUCUGACUUAUCCCCUUGCAGAUGGAUUACCGGUGUCUCGUUCAUGAGCGGGAUGAGGCCGUGUACAGGGAAAUCCAGAUGAUGUUGCUCGAUAUCCGUGGGUUCUAUGUGAGUAUGCUAGGACAGAGGUGACGGGUUAGUACAGUAGUCGAAAAAGAGGGAAAUAGCAGAGCGCAACCAAGAAAAAUAUCUUAGCGCUUACAAGUGUUCUGCCAUCCGCUGCAGGCUGAGCUCUACCACAUCUUGAGCAAAAACCUGGAGAAAUUGACCAACCCCAAAGGUGAAGAGAAGCCAUCCAUGUACUGAUUCCGAAAUCUGUGACAACCACCUCUGCCAACUUCUCCUAUCUUUCUUUGGGUGUUUUGCUGUCAUGGGGAAACCAGAGCAAUAUGGGGUAAAAAGAAAAGGAUUUUUUGGUAGUGGGGAGAGAGUCUAAAAGUGGAUUCACAAAUGUCUGUGGCUGAGUAUGAAUAAUGCCUUAAUGUGUGGCCUUUUCUUUCUUACAAAAGUUCUGUGAAAUGAAACAUAAUAAGAGCUGGAGAAAUCCAAGUUUUCACUAGCUAUGGUUUUUUUUAAUUGCUUGAAUCUAGAACCACUGUGAACCCUCUCACUUUAGCACAGCCACCCCCAAGCUGGUUUCCCUCCAGAUAUUGUGGACUACAACUCCCAUCAUCCACUACAAACGUGCUGGCUGAGGCUGAUGGGAGUUGUAGUCCAAAACGUCAGAAGAGCACCAAGUGCUCGCUUUGUAAUCAGAUUAAUUUAGCCUGCUCCAGUCUCUGUUAAGAUCAUCACAUUCAUCUAAGAAAUCCAUAUAGCAGAGACUUUAAACAAUAUUUUUCAUUUUUGUGCUCUGAAUUUCUGUGCCUGGUGGCUGUUUUCUGCCAUUUGAAAGCUUGUGAUACUUUGGAAAUGACUACUUUGUCUCAUAAUAAUAAUAAAAACAAAAACAUGCCUUGUUUAA